Molecule: messenger RNA, 408 nt
Organism: Didymosphaeria variabile
Lineage: Eukaryota; Fungi; Ascomycota; Dothideomycetes; Pleosporales; Didymosphaeriaceae
Exons: 2
Coding region: 1-408 (135 amino acids)
Source: RefSeq, a predicted model, not a curated record
AUGUCUCAGCAGCAAAUCGUUUGCGCAUACAGGCAUCUCUUCCGUCAAGGAUUGCGCGCCAUACAAUAUUCUAAGCCUGCACGCUUCACGCUACGCGAUAGGAUUCGCCUGGCCUUUCGCAAAGGGUCUGCGGCCGACUUCGACGCGCAGAAGAUACAAAACACACUAGAAUUCCUGCAGUAUGCGACAAAGGAGAACGGCUUGGAGCACAAGAUCGUUAAGAACCUUCUAUUUGUUUGGUGGAGUCAAGAAAAUGGCGGCAAGAGCAAAUCAACCCAGAAGAGCCCGACCCACGAAUUGAUGCGUAUGAAGACUACUGCCUUUGACGCCUUCAAUUACAACAUUGAUAUGCUGAACGAGUCCAUGGGCAUCUGCAUUCCGGUCAUGACCGUCCGCGAUCCGAUUUGA